AUGGAUGAUUAUCUUACCAAUAAUUAUUAUUUACCAAUAGGUGAUGAUUGUUUUGAAAACGAAAUUUAUAAUACACCUAAUCCGUUAAAUGAAUCUUUUACUACUACUACAUCCGAAAUAUCAAAUACUACUGAAAUAUCAGACAUGACUUCUGAAACAUCAAAUAAUCUUGAUAUUAUUGAUGAAACAUCUAAUGCUUCUAACUCUUCACAAUCUGAUAUUUGGAAAUUUUUUACCAAAGAGAAAAAAGGAAAGUUGGUUGUUGCAAAAUGCAAACGUUGUCCAAGUAUUCAAUAUUCUGUCAUUAAAG
This is a messenger RNA of Cetraspora pellucida, 310 nucleotides long. NCBI's taxonomy places the organism in Eukaryota, Fungi, Glomeromycota, Glomeromycetes, Diversisporales, Gigasporaceae. The record is from the annotation of a GenBank genome assembly.